Messenger RNA from Mus musculus (house mouse), 4020 nucleotides. Its product is annotated as predicted gene, 32719. The record is from RefSeq and is a predicted model, not a curated record. The transcript has 6 exons. Lineage: Eukaryota; Metazoa; Chordata; Mammalia; Rodentia; Muridae. Bases 2650 to 4020 code for a protein of 456 amino acids.
AAAUAAAUAUUAAGAAGCAGAUGCUUUGGCGAUAAGUGCAAAUCGUUCUAUAAUGGAAGCUUCUAGAACAGAUUGGGGUUGAGAUGUAUUGUAAGUUCAGUGAAAUGAGUGCUCUCACCUUGUCUGACUCAGUAAUUGUCCAAAAACCAAUCACUUCACAUUUCAGUGAGGAUGGAGACAGGCAGAGAAAUGGGUGGUAGGUGUCUCACUGUGCACCAGGAUCUAUUAGUAUUAUUCUUUUUAAUUAUAGUUCUUUUUUCUACAGUCCAGUCAUUAUCCCCCUCCUGGUCUAACCUCUGACAGUUUCUCAUCCCUUUCCUCUUCCCAGUCUCCAAGACGAUGUCCCUCCCCGCUGCCCCCAUGUAUCAAGAACUUAGUGCUGUGCUCUGCUCUGUUUCUUUUCUGCUGCCUUACAGAUUCUCUGUCUAAUGCUUGAAGGAAGGAGAGUAGCCAAGACCACGAAUUUUGCACAGACAGUCUGAGAAACUGGACCCUCAGGCUCAGGUUUGGGGUUGAUUCUGAAAGAUGACCAAGACACUUCCCAAGCAGUCAAGAAAAAGAAAGUGUUCCAGGCCAAGGAUUUGGUGUGAGGGUAUGAAGGUGUGUGAAGAUGAGGAAGCUCCCAACAAUGUUCCAGGGUCAGAAGCUAGCUAGCCUGUCCUACAGGAAGCCAAUGAGGAGCAGAGCUGCUCUCAGUGGGGGAAACACAGAGGAGAGGGGCACUGUGAGCUGUGGGGAAGGGCAGCUUGAAGUCUCAAGGAUGUGGCUGACACUCUCUGCUGAGCAGGUCUAGUGUACUGCAGAUGCUUUAGUGUGGGGCUCUUGGGUGAGUGCUGCAACUUCUCAAUGCUCUACAGGUGAAUGAAUGCUGUGGUCAAGAAACUUUCUCAGGGGAAGAGAGGUAAAGGCAGGUCACCUCUGAGGAGCCAGUGACGGGUUGGAGUGUGAGUAAUGGUGUGGAGUUGUGGUUCUAGAUUCUCCCUGGUCUCGCCAUUAUGGGGGUGUGCUUGAUCAUCUCUGGGGUGUCCACUGCAUACAUCCACAAUUUCACCAACAGGGGCAAGGAAACAGCUGCUCAAGUUCAGUCCCAAGGGUCUGGAGAACAUUGACUAAGAAAAUGUUUUCCUGGCUGAUGAGAAAAAUCACUCAGCUAUGGUCAUCUGUUCCUGUUAGAAGGCCUUGCAGCAUAUUAUAUACUAUGGGCAUGUUAUGAAAUGCAUAAUAAAAAAAGUUUCCCAGUCAUUCAUGGCUGAGUCCCACAGAAACUGUCAAAGUUAUUCUUAGUGGAAGGCCCCUACAAAGGCAGGCAGGGUUUGGAGGUCCUUAGAGGUUAGAGGGUAGCUGUGAUAAGGGUUGGGGGAAGGGCUAGAAUAGAAUCAAGAGCUUCACUUUUAUUUCAUAGACAAUAGGAAAACACUGGAGAAAUGCCUGCCCCAUCUAAAGGAGAGGGAGAGAAACCUAUGAAUGCAUCCACACGCUGAAGGAAGAGGGAUUUUUUGUUUGUUUGUUUUGUUUUCUAGAAAUAGGAUCUCACUAUGUCUGGCUUCUAAUUGGCUCUGCUGCCCAGAAUUUGUAGUUUCAAAUUCCUGAGCUUUCCACUCAGCCUCACCAGUGCUGGGAUCACAGGCAUGCACCACCACACCUAGCUAUGAAGAGAGUGCUGUGAUCUAAGAAAAAAAUAAAGUAUGCAAGCACUCUUUAAAAGCUUUAGCAAAGGCUAUUUGCAUAUGGAGUGCUAAUUAAACUCUUUUUUUUUUUUUGGUUUGUUUUGGUUUCCCAUGAAAACAAACCCAGCCCUUCUCUGGCACUUGUUUGUAUUAUUCUAAGUGCUUGAAAACAACAAAUGGCAUUCCCUUAAUUGCUGAAAGACAAAUAAUAUUUAUAACACUAGUUGCCUUUGCUUGCAUUUCAGCAUAUCAGGGCUUUAAUCCUAUAUGUAUUUCAUUCCAGGAGCAGGAAUCAGAGUUGGGAGGGCCACUGCCUGUUCUGUUGGCAGGAAAGGUAGAAUUAUAUUCAAAGUGGGCUGGUAAAUACUGAAAGCCUAGUCUCUGAAAAUAGAUGCGUGUGUAUAUCCAUAAAUACACUUAUUUUAUGUUUGUUGACUACAGACUGGAGAGCACACAGUCUGCAAAGCAUUCAGAGAUAUCUGCUACUCUAUAGUGAAGCCCAUGUAGCUAAUUGAUUCUCAUAGAUGCUUCCAUUGAUUUUUGCCAAGUGCUUGCAUCAAUACCCAGUCUGCAGUUUAACCAUGCCUGGACAAAAUAAGACAUAGAAGAAAUGCUUAUUAUCCAACUCAGUCAGCAAAGAAGUAGUUGCUGUCAUUGACAGAUGAGUCUCUUUCCGACAUCAAUGUCAGUUGGCAUUUGUUUAUGUUAAUGAGCAAGCAAGGUUGCUAAAGAUGUCUGGUGUAACUUCAUCUGCCCAUGACACCUGUGGCCUCCCUGCUAUAACAUAGAGGAUUGGCAGCGUUUUUCCACAAACAUCUUUGCUACUCACGAUGCAGUGGCUCAGAUGUGCCUGCCUGUGAAUAUAAUCCUCAACAAAGUCACAACAUUCCUCUGCCUUGUUUGUCAAUUAUCAACCUCCGGGGGUUCAGACCUCAGCUCAACUGGAGACCAACCUGUCUGCAUAGUCAAAUGCCCCACAUGAAUGGAUGCAGUGACUUAUGAUGAUGUGCAUGUGAACUUCACUGGGGAAGAGUGGAAUUUGCUGGAUCCUUCCCAGAAGAGUCUCUACAAAGAUGUGAUGCUGGAGACCUACUGGAACCUCACUGUUAUAGGCUAUACUUGGGAAAACCAUCAUAUUGAAAGACGUUGUCAAAAUUCAAGAAGAAAUGAAAGGUAUGUAAGUAAUCAUAGUGGAGAGAAACUCUAUGAAUGUAAUGAACGUUCUAAAGCCUUUUCAUGUCCCAGUCAUCUGCAAUGUCAUAAAAAAAGAAAAAUUGGAGAGAAAACACAUGAACAUAACCAAUGUGGUAAAGCCUUUCCAAUACCCAGUCAUCUUCAAUAUCAUAAAAGAACCCAUACUGGAGAGAAACCUUAUGAAUGUCAUCAAUGUGGUCAAGCCUUUAAAAAAUGCAGUCAUCUCCAACGUCAUAAAAGAACACAUACUGGAGAGAAACCCUAUGAAUGUAAUCAACGUGGUAAAGCCUUUGGAAGACCCAGUCAUCUCCAAUGUCAUAAGGGAGCACAUACUGGAGUAAAACCCUAUGAAUGUAAUCAAUGUGGUAAAGCUUUUACAAGUCACAGUGGUUUCCAAUAUCAUAAAAGAACACAUACUGGAGAGAAACCCUAUAAAUGUAAUCAGUGUGGUAAAGCCUUUGCACGUCACAGUUAUCUCCAAUGUCAUAAAAGAACACAUACUGGAGAGAAACCCUAUGAAUGUAAUCAAUGUGGUAAAGCCUUUGCACAACUCAAUAAUCUCCAAUGUCAUAAAAGAACACAUACUGGAGAGAAACCCUAUGAAUGUAAUCAAUGUGGGAAAGCCUUUGUACUACUCAGUAGCUUCCAAUUUCAUAAAAGAACACAUACUGGAGAGAAACCCUAUGAGUGUAAUCAGUGUGGUAAAGCCUUUGUACGUCACAGUUAUCUCCAACGUCAUAAAAGAACACAUACUGGAGAGAAACCCUAUGAAUGUAAUCAAUGUGGUAAAGCUUUUACAAGUCACAGUGGUCUUCAAUAUCAUAAAAGAUCACAUACUGGAGAGAAACCCUAUGAAUGUAAUCAAUGUGGGAAAGCCUUUGCAGAUCACAGUAUUCUUCAGUAUCAUAAAAGAACACAUACUGGAGAGAAACCCUAUGAAUGUAAUCAAUGUGGUAAAGCCUUUGCACAACUCACUAAUCUCCAAUAUCAUAAAAGAACACAUACUGGAGAGAAACCCUAUGAAUGUAUUCAAUGUGGUAAAGCCUUUGCAAGACCCAGUCUUCUCCAAUUUCAUAACAGAACACAUACUGGAGAGAAACCCUAUGAAUGUAUUCAAUGUGGUAAAGCCUUUGCAAGACCCAGUCUUCUCCAAUUAUAA